AUGCGAACGAUAAACGUACGAUGUAACUGGGACGAAAUUAAUGAGGUCUGCAGAGAUCAACUGUUGAUGAAAAGAGAACUACGUGCUUCAGCUAGCUCACUUAAGCAAAUAAACUUGACAAAGUACAGGGUAAUGAAAAACGGAGCUGAAAAUAGUUCUUCAAAAAACAUAAAACCAGAGAAGUCACUAAAGAAGGCAGCGCUGCUUGAUACAACAAGGGAAGAAGUCUCAGACUUAGCAUCAAUACGAGAACCUGAAGCGCAAUCACCGGUGAAGUCCGGAACAGUGGCAAUGACUGGAUAA
Molecule: messenger RNA, 303 nt
Organism: Brugia malayi
Lineage: Eukaryota; Metazoa; Nematoda; Chromadorea; Rhabditida; Onchocercidae
Exons: 2
Coding region: 1-303 (100 amino acids)
Source: RefSeq, a predicted model, not a curated record